AUGUUGCUUCCCAAAUCCCUUUCUAGCGCGUGGAUGCAGUCGGUGUCGGGGGGACUUUGGUACGUGAGGAUUGUGGUAAUUGAAACAAUCUGUUCCCACGGCCUGCAGUGGAAGGAGGUUCCAAGGCCAGCCGGUGUGUUUGAGGUCAGAGCCCAGCAACAGAUCGUCGAGCAUUUGGCCACCCGCCAGAAUGAGACCGAGCAGGAGCUCGCUGCCCUCCGCGCCGCCACUCGACCACGCCCCGCCGUGCCUGAUCCCCGGAUGCAAGCCACACAGCUGAUACCCAAGAUGUCCGCCAGCGACGACCCCGAAAUCUAUCUUGAGAUGUUCGAGAGAGCGUCGCAACCACUGAGGAUGGGACCGGCGGGAUUGGGCGUGGCGUUGGCCCGCUGCUGCGUGGCUGGCAGGCUGCAGCCUCCACCGGGAGCUUCCCACGCCGCACCGAAAAUCCCCAUCGGCCUGAAUGGACAGAAGUUCAGCGCCCUCCUUGACUCUGGCAGUACCAUUAGCCUGGUUCAGUCCCGCCUCCUACCCCCGCGCAUGGAACCACGGAAACAGCUGCCACUGACCUGCGUCCACGGGGACACCAGGAAAGUUUCCACCCGCCUCAUCACCGUGACGACGGCCGGAGGAAGCUGGCCCCUGGAGGUGGGUCUCGUACGGGAUCUGCCGGUACCAAUCAUCCUUGGCGGGACUGGCGGGCUUCGAGGAGGCGCUACACACCGCGACACAGCCUGUCAGCCCCCGAAACCCUCGCCGGAAGAGGCGAGAAGGGAGAGGAAACCGCCGCCCUGCCGUUCUCCUAGCAUCGGACAGCGGAAGAGAUGCCUCACCGUGACGAGCCUACCUGAGCUAAUUCCCCAAUUGCCUCACCGUGGACUCCCUCACCACUCCGAGCACUGGAAAGCACUGAAGACAACGCUCCGCUGCACUCACCGGACUCACCGCUACACUUCCCCGGACGCACCGCUGCAUUCCCGCACGCCUCGAACUCACCGCGCACCUUCUGUAACAGACCUGCGACCCACCGGUUGA
Puntigrus tetrazona (Sumatra barb) is the source of this 1035-nucleotide messenger RNA. RefSeq lists its product as uncharacterized. The transcript has 5 exons. NCBI's taxonomy places the organism in Eukaryota, Metazoa, Chordata, Actinopteri, Cypriniformes, Cyprinidae. Gene Ontology annotation, biological process: proteolysis. The record is from RefSeq and is a predicted model, not a curated record. The coding region runs from base 1 to 1035 and encodes 344 amino acids. Gene Ontology annotation, molecular function: aspartic-type endopeptidase activity.